Tyto alba (common barn owl) is the source of this 669-nucleotide messenger RNA. RefSeq names its product short transmembrane mitochondrial protein 1 (gene STMP1). The transcript has 3 exons. The record is from RefSeq and is a predicted model, not a curated record. NCBI's taxonomy places the organism in Eukaryota, Metazoa, Chordata, Aves, Strigiformes, Tytonidae. Bases 149 to 298 code for a protein of 49 amino acids.
GAGGGGCGCGGGCAGGCGGGCAGGCGGCGCUGGGCGCCCCCCUCCCCGCGGCAGUGAGGGCGGGCCGGCACCCGGAAGAAGGAGCCGCCGCCUCCCUCCUGACUUCCCCAGCGGGCAAGCAGGGAGGCAAGCAGGGAAGCCAGGCGCUAUGCUGCAGUUCUUGCUUGGUUUUACUCUUGGCAAUGUGGUUGGGAUGUAUCUGGCUCAGAACUAUGAUAUUCCUAACAUUGCAAAGAAGCUUGAAGAUUUUAAGAAGGAUGUGGAAGCUAAGAAGAAACCUCCCAGCGACAAGUCCUAAGAGAGUAAUAUUGCCCAGAUCACCUCUGUGCAUGCAUCAAGGAUGCAAUUUACCUUUCAGGCACAAAGAUCAAGUAGAGUGUUGGCAUGGGAGGUUCCUCCACUUUCAGUCUCCUAGAACUGGAAUGUCGUUCUUUUGGAAGAGCAGCCGUGAACUUUUCCUGAGCCUGAUUUUCAAGGGUUUCAGAAUUUGGAUUUGCAGCUGAUAUGUGACUGGAUAAGAUCAUUUGUAUUUUUUGUUAUUGCUUUUCCUAAUAUUUUGUAACCCAUUUUCACCUGAUCCUGUUAGUCCUGUUACUAGGCGUACCUCAUACUUUGUAAUACCCUAGUUCUUAGAACAUUGCAGAAGAAAUUAAAUGCUUCAAGAAGUAA